This is a messenger RNA of Agrilus planipennis (emerald ash borer), 5689 nucleotides long. It is a transcript of the gene Sec71, whose product is annotated as brefeldin A-inhibited guanine nucleotide-exchange protein 1. Gene Ontology annotation, molecular function: guanyl-nucleotide exchange factor activity. Gene Ontology annotation, biological process: regulation of ARF protein signal transduction. The coding region runs from base 278 to 5380 and encodes 1700 amino acids. The transcript is spliced from 7 exons. The record is from RefSeq and is a predicted model, not a curated record. NCBI's taxonomy places the organism in Eukaryota, Metazoa, Arthropoda, Insecta, Coleoptera, Buprestidae.
CUAUUAUCUAUGGUCAAACACAAACAAUACUAUUUCUGACAACCUGACAAGAAAAGUGACAAUCUGUGACGGUUUAAAUUGGUAAAUUCAUUUAGUAUAACAUAAAAAAUAAAAUGAAAUCUUGCAGUAAUACGAAAGUUACAUUUUUGUGAAAGUCGGUUUGCAUUUAAAUAAUGCGAGUUAAUGUUACUGUGAUUUUCAUGGGUAAAUAUUGUUAACACGUCACAAGUGAUGGUCCCAUCAUUUUUAUUGCUGGGACCUUUAGUGUGAUACACGAAUGAGUUAUUUUACAAUGCAAUCAAAUAUAAAAACCAAGGAAAUGUUUAUUUUACGUGCUUUAGAGAAAAUUUUAAACGACAAAGAAAUAAAAAGAUCAUAUCACUCACAGCUGAAGAGAGCAUGUGAAACUGCUUUAGAAGAUAUAAAAAAAGAAAUUCAAAGACAUGAGGGGGCAGAAAGUAAAAUUUCUGAUGCACUUCCUGUCCCAAAAAACAGCAGUGAUAAUUUUAUUGAUACGGAAAAAUAUUUUCUUCCCUUUGAGUUGGCAUGUCAAAGUAAAUCUUCACGUAUAGUUGUCACUGCUCUUGAUUGUCUUCAAAAGCUUAUUGCUUAUGGACAUCUUACGGCAGUGGUGCCUGAUUCCACAACUCCAGGAAAGCUGUUAAUUGAUAGAAUAGUUGAAACUAUAUGUUCCUGUUUUUCUGGUCCACAAACAGAUGAAGGCGUUCAGCUCCAAAUUAUCAAAGCGCUUCUGACUGUAGUUACAAGUCAACAUGUAGAAGUGCAUGAAGGUACGGUGCUUUUAGCAGUCCGAACAUGCUAUAAUAUUUUUCUGGCCAGCAAAAACUUAAUUAAUCAAACAACUGCUCGAGCAACCUUAACGCAAAUGUUAAACGUUAUUUUCAUGAGAAUGGAGAAUCAAGCGUAUGAAACUGAAGUGCAAAUGGAGAGUUACAUGAAUCACAUUAACCAAAAAGAUUCUGCUAACUUAGAAAAGAACAUUAAAAAUAGUACCGACGUUAUUAAGCAAAAUGGCGAUGCUACAGAAAUUAAUUCUGAACAAAGCGUUGGUAGCUUAUCAAAAGGAACUGAAGAAACUGUAUCUGAUAAUUGCAGUCCAUCCAGCUUGAGUGUAGCUGCUGAUAUUAUUGAAAAUAUUAUCGAUAAUGUAUUAUCACUUACAGAAGAGAAAAAAGAGCCUAGUUUGACUUCUUCUCCAAUAGAAUCAGAAAUUCCAGCUGUAACUAGGAUGCCAUCCCAAGAAAGCGUUAGCGUGGAUACCCAAAGUGAAAAUGACACUGUUGUGACGGCAAAAUUUACUCACAUUUUGCAGAAGGACGCCUUCCUAGUAUUUCGCGCGUUAUGCAAGCUUUCUAUGAAGCCUCUGCCUGAAGGCACUCCUGAUCCCAAAUCGCACGAACUUCGCUCAAAAAUCCUUUCGUUGCAUUUGCUACUAUCAAUUUUGCAGAAUGCAGGUCCGGUUUUUAGAUCAAACGAAAUGUUCAUUACAGCAAUAAAGCAGUAUCUUUGCGUGGCCUUAUCGAAAAACGGCGUAAGCAACAUUCCCGAAGUGUUUGAACUGUCGUUGGCAAUAUUUCUUGCCUUAUUAUCAAAUUUCAAAAUGCAUUUGAAAAUGCAAAUUGAAGUCUUUUUCAAAGAAAUAUUUCUCAACAUUUUAGAAACGACUACAUCCUCGUUUGAACACAAAUGGAUGGUUAUACAGGCUUUGACUCGAAUAUGCGCGGAUGCUCAGAGUGUCGUUGAUAUUUACGUUAAUUACGAUUGUGACUUGUCUGCAGCUAAUUUAUUUGAAAGACUUGUAAAUGAUUUAUCAAAAAUUGCACAAGGCAGACAUGCAUUAGAACUAGGCGCAUCGCCUAAUCAGGAGAAGUCAAUGAGAAUAAGAGGGUUGGAAUGUUUGGUAUCUAUUCUUAAGUGCAUGGUUGAAUGGAGUAAAGAUUUGUACGUGAAUCCGAAUUUACAGUCCACAGUUGGAGAACAAACAUCUCAGCAAGAGAGUGAUUAUAUGUCUCUCAAGUCUCAUGGUGGCUCCAGUACAAGUUUACAUUCAAGCAGCAGUUCAGGCGGUAACAGAGAAGUAUUGGAUUCUCCGGAGCAAUUAGAAGUUCUCAAACAACAGAAAGAGGUUUGGGAAACAGGAAUCGAUAUGUUUAAUCGUAAACCUAAAAGAGGGAUACUAUUUCUACAAGAACAAAGUUUAUUAGGUAGCAAUUAUGUAGAUGUUGCUAAGUUUUUGCACAGUGAUGAGCGCCUAGAUAAAACUUUUAUUGGCGACUUUUUGGGAGAAAAUGACGACUUUUGUAAGGAAGUCAUGUAUGCUUAUAUAGAUCUGAUGGACUUCUCCAAUGUAGAUAUUGUCGCUGCUUUGAGGCAGUUUUUAGAAGGUUUUAGAUUACCUGGAGAAGCGCAAAAGAUAGAUAGAUUAAUGGAAAAGUUUGCUAGUCGUUACUGUGAAUGCAAUCCUAACAAUGGCCUAUUUGCCAGUGCCGAUACAGCCUACGUUCUAGGUUUUUCAAUUAUCAUGUUAACAACCGAUCUUCAUUCGCCCCAAGUUAAGAAUAAAAUGACAAAAGAGCAGUAUAUCAAACUUAAUAGAGGUAACACUGACAGCAAGGACGUCCCAGAAGAAUAUUUAUCGCAGAUAUACGAUGAAAUAGCAGGGCAUGAAAUUAAAAUGAAGUCCGUCCCGAACAAACCCGGAAAACAGCAAAUCAAUAGCGAGAAAAGGCGAAAAAUAUUGUGGAACAUGGAAAUGGAAGUAAUCUCCACAGCUGCCAAAAACCUAAUGGAAUCAGUGUCCCAUGUUCAAGCACCUUUUACAACAGCAAAACAUCUCGAACACGUCAGACCUAUGUUCAAAAUGGCCUGGACACCAUUUUUGGCCGCAUUCAGUGUAGGUUUACAAGACUGCGAUGAUCCUGAAGUGGCUGCACUUUGUUUAGAUGGAAUUCGAUGUGCCAUAAGAAUCGCAUGCAUUUUCCACAUGACUCUGGAACGAGAUGCUUAUGUUCAAGCGCUUGCUCGAUUCACUCUACUCACAGCUAACUCUCCAAUAAUGGAUAUGAAAGCUAAAAAUAUUGACACUAUAAAAACAUUAAUAACAGUUGCACACACUGAUGGUAACUAUUUGGGCAGCAGCUGGUUAGAUAUAUUGAAGUGUAUUUCACAAUUGGAAUUAGCGCAAUUAAUUGGGACUGGAGUUCGUCCACAAUUUUUAUCAGGUCCUGGUUAUAAACCUUCAGAUCCAACAUCAAAAGAGCACAUUGGUCAAACGAGCUCGCAAAGUGUUGUAGUGGCGGUUGAUAGAAUAUUUACCGGUUCCACUCGGUUGGAUGGUGAUGCCAUAGUAGAUUUCGUUAAAGCUUUAUGCCAAGUAUCUAUGGAUGAACUUGCCUAUCCAGGUCAUCCCAGAAUGUUUUCUUUACAAAAAAUUGUUGAAAUUUCGUACUACAAUAUGGGUCGAAUUCGUUUACAAUGGUCACGAAUAUGGCAAGUUCUAGGCGAGCAUUUCAACGCUGUUGGUUGUAACCAAAAUGAAGAAAUAUGCUUUUUUGCCGUAGACAGUUUGAGACAGCUUUCCAUGAAAUUUAUUGAAAAAGGCGAGUUUGCUAAUUUUAGAUUCCAGAAAGACUUUUUACGACCAUUUGAACACAUUAUGAAAAAGAAUCCUUUAGCAACCAUAAGAGAUAUGGUUGUACGAUGUAUAGCUCAGAUGGUAAAUUCACAAGCGGCAAAUAUAAAGUCGGGUUGGAAAAAUAUAUUUUCGGUAUUUCAUUUGGCUGCCAGCGAUCAAGAAGAAGCAAUAGUUGAAUUAGCUUUCCAAACUACUGGGAAAAUAGUCGUCGAGUUAUACGACAGACAAUUCCCUUCAAUGAUUGAUUCAUUUCAAGAUGCCGUCAAGUGUUUAUCUGAGUUUGCUUGUAAUUCACGUUUUCCCGAUCUCAGUAUGGAAGCAAUUCGACUGGUACGUCAUUGUGCUCACUGCAUCCACAUGUCACCGCAGCUAUUUACGGAUCAUGCAGGAAUGGAAAUUGACGUGGCGGUAACAGAUGAAGAUCGUGUUUGGGUCCGAGGAUGGUUUCCACUUUUAUUCUCUCUCUCGUGCGUUGUAAAUAGAUGUAAAUUAGAUGUGAGAACCCGUGCAUUAACAGUACUCUUUGAAAUAGUCAAAACAUAUGGCGAUACAUUCCUAUCUCACUGGUGGAAAGAUCUUUUCAAGGUGCUAUUUCGUAUAUUUGAUAACAUGAAAUUACCCGAACAGCAUUCAGAAAAAGCUGAAUGGAUGACUACUACAUGCAACCACGCUCUAUAUGCCAUAGUGGAUGUUUUCACUCAAUAUUUUGAAAUGUUGGGGCCGUUGCUCUUAGAAGAGCUAUUUUCCCAGUUGCAUUGGUGUGUACAACAAGACAACGAACAGCUUGCCAGAUCUGGUACCAACUGUCUUGAGAACUUGGUAAAUUCGAAUGGUCAUAAAUUCGACGAAUCUACUUGGGAUAAGACUUGUCAGUGCGUCCUGGAUAUUUUCAAUUCUACCAUUCCUUCGAUUUUAUUGACUUGGAAACCAGAAAUGUUACAAACAACGGCAAUUAUAGAAAAUGGUGGCGUUGGUGUACGCCAAGGAAUACUGAAAAGAACAGCAUCCCAAGAAAUCAAUCCAGAUACUGUUGCUCUUUUCAGUAGAUUACUUAUAAAAAGUGCUGUACAGUUGGAGUUGAUUCAAACGAUUGAUAAUAUCGUUUUUUAUCCUGCAACGUCCCGCAAAGAAGAUGCUGAAACUUUAGCCCUAGCAGCUGCAGAUAUGACCGGUAACGUAAACCUCACCGAAUUUCAACGAGAAGAACAAGGCAUGUACAGAGUCCUGAGUACAAAACAUCUCUUACAAUUGACCGAUUGCCUGUUGCAAUCACAUCGAUUUGCAAAGGUUUUCAAUUUGGAUCACGAACAACGUAAUCUGCUUUGGAAAGCUGGUUUUAAAGGUUCAGUUAAACCAAAUCUUCUUAAACAAGAGACACAAAGCUUGGCCUGUUUAUUACGAAUUCUUUUCAAGAUGUACUCUGAUGAAAGUAGGAGGGAACAUUGGUCCCAGAUACAGUCACGGCUGAUUGCAGUGUGUCAAGAGGCACUGGAGUACUUUUUACAGCUUCAAAGUGAAGCUCAUCGUGAUGCAUGGACGUCUCUUUUACUUUUAGUUUUGACAAGACUGCUUAAGAUGCCAGAUGAUAGGUUUGCAGCUCAUAUUUCUUCCUAUUACCCACUUAUGUGUGAAAUAGUCUGUUUUGACUUAAAAGCAGAACUACGAUCAAUAUUAAGGAGAGUCUUUCUACGUAUUGGUCCAGUAUUUCACAUAACCCGUACAUGAAAUUUAGUGAAAAAGUUCAAUUUAAACAAUUGUUCUUACUAAUAAAUUAGUUAUUUAUUUACAUAUUACUGUUAUCCGCAUUCUAAAAUAUAAAAUAAAUCGUACGUAUUUAUGAAAAUGUAAAGUUUUAGAAAAAGUUUACAGAUACAAAGAAAUGUAACAUUCACAUUAUAAUGAAUUUAGUCAUUGUUUCGAUGAUGUGUUAAAGUUUUUCUAUUCUGUUGUAUAAAUCACUUCGACACAACUGUCUGAUGUAUAUAUAUUGUCUUGCAAAAUAAGUAUAAUAAUAAAGUUAUUUUAUAAAUGAAA